AUGGCCAGCUGGGUCAAUUUGAUGGAGACCCUGGAUAAGUACUCAGUGGAACUACAAGAAGUGACAAAGUACCUAUGGAAGUUAAUAUGUGAGAACCUGGGGCUCAAUUCAGAGAAGCUAGCAAGCAUGUUUGAGGAUGGAACUCAAGGGUUACAAAUCAAGAACAAUGGCAGAUGGGUACCUAUAAAGCCAGUACCCGUCGUCAACAUCGGCGACAUCAUUGAGAUAUUGAGUAAUGGAGAACAUAAGGGCAUUGAGCACAGGGCUGUGGUGAACACAGAAAGGGAACGGCUUUCAAUUGCAGGAUUUCUGUCACGCCCCGGACCCGGGUCACGUUGCUAUAUUGAUGUACUAAUUAUUGGUCACGUUGCUACCAGGGAGACCCUGGAUAAGUACUCAGUGGUACUGCAACAAGUGACAAAGUACCUAUGGAAGUUAAUAUGUGAGAACCUGGGGCUCAAUUCAGAGAAGCUAGCAAGCUUGUUUGAGGAUGGAACUCAAGGUCUAAGAAUGAAUUAUUAUCCACCUUGUCCGCAGGCUAGCAGGGUUAUGGGUCUCACUCCACACUCCGAUGCUGUGGGUUUGACUCUACUAAUUCAAGUUAAUGAUGUUCAAGGGUUACAAAUCAAGAACAAUGGCAGAUGGGUACCUAUAAAGCCAGUACCCGGUGCAUUAAUCGUCAACAUUGGCGACAUCAUUGAGAUAUUGAGUAAUGGAGAAUAUAAGAGCAUUGAGCACAGGGCUGUGGUGAACACAGAAAGGGAACGGCUUUCAAUUGCAGGAUUUCACAGCCCAAAUAUGAUGACAAUGAUUGGUCCGAUGCCCGAUCUUGUCAAGAAGGCAGCAAACUACAAGGCUAUAAGCAAUGAGGAGUACAUUAGACUUGUUGUAACCAGCAAACUUAACGGUAAAAACCUACUCGACCAUAUGAAAUUGAAGCAGUGA
This is a messenger RNA of Prunus avium (sweet cherry), 945 nucleotides long. The record is from RefSeq and is a predicted model, not a curated record. Lineage: Eukaryota; Viridiplantae; Streptophyta; Magnoliopsida; Rosales; Rosaceae.